Molecule: messenger RNA, 6897 nt
Organism: Pseudonaja textilis
Lineage: Eukaryota; Metazoa; Chordata; Lepidosauria; Squamata; Elapidae
Source: RefSeq, a predicted model, not a curated record
AUGGAUCUGGAUCGGAUCGCGACGGGAGCAGCGCUCCCAGUGGCCACUGAACCUCCGGCAAUCGAAGACGACUUUUCCACGCCAAAUUUUCUUUCCACUGUGGCAUUCGCCGAUUAUUUUGGGCCCACUCUGCCCACAACCACCGAGGAGGAUCUGGACUUUCCCGCCGAAACCCCCUUCCCUUCUGAGGCCGAUGGCGAAGACGGUUCUGGUUCUCUGGCCGUCACACCCAAGACCUUCAAAAUCCCCGAAGAUCUCAAGGAAAUCUCAGAAGUCCCUUCGGUGGACAAGAAUGUCUUGCAUCCAGUCAACUCUUCCCAGCCAACUCUGGGGAAAGAGAGCCUCCAAGGAGACUCUCUUGCUGAAUCCCAGGAAGCUCCAAAGAAAACACCUCCUCUGGAUUCGGAAGUUGGCCACGAAGCCACCGAGCUAGUCACAGAGAGAUACUCCGGCGUGACAGAGGCUCCCGUGACUAUUUUUGCAACCUCUGAGGAAGACCUCUUAGCCUCUCCCUCUAAAGAAGAAGCCCAGACUGAAAUUCUCAGCACAAGUCCUCCAGAAGGAGAGAAGCCGUUGGAGAACAUCCCUGGAGAACCAAAUCUGGACGAGGAAGGGAAGCCCAACUCAACUUCGUGGGAAGAAACCAAAGCUUCCCCUUUAGAGGCAGAGAAAGACACGCCAGAACCGUCUACGGAUGAGAGUGGUGGGACGUUAGAAGACCCCUCCUCAAAUCCCCCCGUUUUUCCUAGCACCCCAGAAGACCUGCCAGGCCAAGAAACAGGAGAGAACGUAGAUGCCCCUUCGCUGUCUUCAGAGGGUGGUCCUGAGACCUCAACAGGGUUCCCUCCCGUUUGGCCAUUGCCCGCCCGUGAAAACGUUGGAUCUCCAGGGAUAAAUGACCUUGAUGUAGGCUCCCUUCAGCCAUCUCCUGCUGGUGUGGACUCUGGUUCUCCUGUAGGGAGAGGUGACGCAGAUCCAAUUCCAUCUUCAUCUUCAGAGCCCAAUCAGGAAAGCCCUGUCAACCUGCCCAGGGAAGAACCAGAAGACAUUCUAGAUGUUGAAGCAGCGGAUUCCUCUCCUUCAGAUGAUGCUCCAUCUGGCUCAGGGCCUCCCGGUGACACCCUUGUUAGGACUUCACCGUUGGAUACAUCAGAUAUUCCUCUGGGGGGACUUUCUGGAACUCCAGAGAUACCUUCUCAGUUGACUGAAGGUGGUGAGAUAGGAGGAGAAGCCUCCACAGUGAAAGAGGAAGGAGAAAACGACUCAGGAAACCCAAAGAGCGAUGAAGGGACAUCUCCUGUGUCACCAUUUCCAGGACAAGAACCUGCCCAAGGAACUGAGAUACCUGAUGAAGAAAGAUCUGAAGAUCUCGGUGGCACAGCUUCCUCCUUGAAUCCUGGGGUGGAAACAGCUAAUUCAGAGUUAGAAGAUAGCGAGGCAACUACCACAUCCAACAGCCUUCCCGAGGAUGAAAUAAAUCCCAUCCCUUCAGAUUUGGCUACUGGAAAUAAACCAGGGGCUUUGUUUGAUACGAUGGUGAGUUCUCCUCCACCUGUGGAGAACGAAGGAGCUGACCAGGCUCAAGAACCACCUGCAGAAGCUCAAGGAUCACCUGCAGAAGCUUCAGAUCCUGCAUCUACUGGUGGACCAUCUUCAGAGACAGAAGGAAAUGAGGCCUUCCCUAAUGAAUCACCUGGAAAUGUUGGUUCCUCUUUGGAGGAGGUAGACACAGAAGCCACCAGUAAAGACUUCUCACCUCCUGACACAGAGUUCUCUUCAAGUUCUGGAACCCUGUUGCCCAUGGAAAGAUCAGGGUCCUUGGAUGAUCAACUGUCUCCAAGUCAGUCACUCGUAGAGAAUGCACCAACAUCUGGUUCCAGUUCUUCCUCAGAAGGAGAACCUACCUUUCCUUCAACAUCUCCCAGUGAAGCACUUUCUGGAUCUCUAAUUUCAGAACCAGACACAACAGAACUUCCGUCCAAUUUGUUACCGGGUUCCCAACCUUCUUCUCAACUACCAAAAGAGAAUGACAUGGAAACGGGCUCAGGGGAUGAUCCAGAAGAUUCCGUUUCCAUCAAUGGAGAAGAAAUUUCCUCUGCACCAUCCAUCAUAAACCCUCAGCCGGCUCUUGUAGAAGUUACUGAGGAACCAAGCAUUUCUGGAGACUUAAGCGACGGACCAAUCUUAUCUCCUAAAGAAGAGAAAAUUGGAUCUACCUCAGAGCCAGGGGUUGAUGAGGAACCUCUUGUAGAUGGUGACAAUACCCAGCACAAAUUCAAUGCUUCAUCUUCUGAACAACAGCUAAGCUCUGAAGAUGCACUGGAUACCAGUAUUCCAAGCUCUGGAAAUGAACCCGCUGUACAAUCUGGGACAAUUUCUCCCCUUGUAGACACCGAGACAUCAACACAAACUCAGGAACCCUCAGCGGAAAAAUCUUCGGCAUCUAUUGAGGAUAUACUUCCCAAUUCGGAGAAUGAAGAUGGCGAACCCUCCCCAGGUCUAUCAUCCAAAACUCUCGGUUCUUCUCCAGGCGGUGAUGGGAUAGAUGAGAGUAGAGACGAGGAAGAUGAUGCCAGGUCAGCUUCAUCAGCCCAAACAACCGUUGCAACAAGCAACGACGGUCAGCCUGGAAGUGACUUUCCUGUGAGACAAUUAGUAACUUCACCUGUUGGAGGAAUUUUAGCUCUGGCACCUAUAGAAGAUGGAGAGACCUCAGUCCCAAGAGAGGAUGCUCAAUUAUCAACAGGAGCAGUAUCUUCUGAGGAUGCAACACCACCAUCAACCUCUUCUACUGAAGAAACAGAGACGUCUGCCUCUGAGCCAUCAGCGGUGGGUUCUCGGCCAUCUCCAGGUGGUGAAGCAGCACCUGAAACUUCUAAAGAGACAGGACAACUGCAAACAUCUGUAGCUAGUGAGAAGGCAUCACCUUUGGCUUCGUCAACCACAGAGUCACAAGGACCCACAGCCUCAGAAAGUGGUGAGUUUUCUGGAGAACUCAACCAUGGAAGUGCGGCCUUCCCAGUUGAAGUGGCGGGAACGGCUAAUUCACCUCCAGCGACUGACAAGGGAUCUCAGGUCCUUCCAGAAGAUGUGGCUUCUUCUGAUGGGGUAGAAGAUUCUGAAGAGAUCACUAAUACGAUCAGUGAGAAAUCUUCUCAAGAUCCAUUGGACAGAGGAUCGGAGUCCAAAAUAUCCACCAGCGAAGAGGAUGCUGAAGGACGUAUGGAUGGAGAACUCUCCCUAAAUAAUAACAGGACUGAAACAGCCACGUUGGAGUCAGCAAAUAAUGGAGGAUCUCAGCUACCUCCUGAUGGUGCUCAGCUAUCUGCAGCCGCUGGAAGUUCUGAGAUAUCAGAAGGUGCCUCUGAUGUAAAUGGGAAGGAAGGAUCUUUGAUCCCAUCAGCUGCGGAGUUACAUUCAACUUCUACUUCUGAAGAAGUGGAAAACACCAACUCAGAAUCCAGGAUUCCCCCAGAAUCUAAACCAUCUCUAGAUGGUUUGCCAACAACAGAGGUUCAAGAUUCUAAGAGUGCAGAAGCAGUAGAAGAUACUUCCAACAAUGGGGAGAAAUUGUCUUGGACCUUAUCAUCCACAGCAUCACAAUCUCCAGGACCAUCAGGUGGUGAGGACGUUUCUGGAGGAACGGAUAACGGGGAAUCUUCUCUCAUUGAGGAAGAGUUGGAAACGGCUGGUCCAGCGGCAACAAAUAACGCAGAAGCUCAGCCAUCCGUGGCGGGUGGAGCCACUGAAACAUCUGACGUGUCCAACAGACUGGAACCAUUAGAAAACUCUUCUUCUGCCAAUGAGGGAGAGACCUCCCUAGGUUCAUCAGCCACAGAAUCAUCAACGGUUCUAGAAGAUCUAGAGGUCUCUGGAAAACCUAGCGGUGGAGAUGGGAUGGAAGCAGUCGAUUCAGAGCCAGCAACUAACACAGAACCUCUGUCGUCUCCAAACGGGCUUGGGCCAGGUGGAGCUACAGUUUCUGAAGAGGCAGAGACACCAGAAGUCUCCAGAACGAGUGAUGGAUCUUCAACUGCUCCAGAACCACAAGCCAUCUCUUCUUCCGAUGAAGAAGAAACUAGCAACACAGAUACAAAUGCAGGAUCUCAACUCCCUCUAGAUGGAGAAUCAGCAGCAGGGACACCCCUUCCCAAUGGGGCAGAGACAUCAGAAGUGUCUUCAAGCGUGCCUGAGGAAAAGGGACCUUCGUCUCCAUCCACUCCAGAGUCCCUAGAAGAUUCGUCUUCCACCAAAGAGUUGGGAACUGCCAUCAGAAAGUCAACAACUGAUGAGGGAUCUCAGCUAUCAGCAGAUAGAACAUCACCAGAAGAUUCUCUUGCACCUGAGGAAGCAGAACCAACGGAAAGCCACCCCAUUGCAAGUGGAGACCAAGCUUCUCUGGUUCCACCAGCCACAGAAUUACAAUUUCCAGAAACAUCUGCCAAUGAAAACCUUCCUGGAGGCCUUGAGAAUGGACAAUCUUCCUCAUCUCCAGGUGAGGAGGCAGACGAUGCGGGGUCAUCAAAUAAUGUAGGAUCUCCAGAUAGCGUGGCAACCGAAGGAGAAGGAGCAGAGACGCCUGAAGACAAUUCAAUUGUAAGCGAGGACCAAUUCUCCGUAGCUCCAUCGUCCACUGAACCACAAUCCCCUGGGACAUCGGUCAGCAAAGAUGUCUCUGAAAACCUGGUUGAGGGAGGACCAUCCCUCUCCACCGAUGGAGGGAAGGAGAUUACCAACCUAGGAACAGCAGGUGCCCAAGGACCCACUUCUUCCACAGGAACAGGUCCAGAUCAAAACAAUAUAGCAGAACAAUUUGGAGAAAAUUCGGAUGCAAUGAGUGGACAGUCGUCUGUUGAUGGAGCCGUGAUUUCUCAAUCUUCAGAAGAAACCUCCAUCUCCAGCUCAGUAUCUUCAGAUGAGAAUUUGGCCGCCCAAGGAAUGAGCCAGGAUGUUGGUGCUCCAGAUUCUUCUCAGCCAUCUUCAGAUAACCAGGGCAAUUUGGCGAAUUCCAUCGAGGAUGGAAGUGGAGAAAACUCUGUUUUGGGUGACCAUAUUUCUACUGGUGAUACUUUGGGUGUAUCAAAUGGUCCAAUCUUGGAAGCAGGUGGAGAGGUUCUCCAAGGAUUUUCUGAGGCUUUGGAUGGUGUCAGUAACUUGGUCCAUCCAUCUUCUGCCAAAGGAACCAAACCAGCAGCAGGUCAACUAUUAGGAGUGGUGUCUCCAUUGGCUUCCUUGCCUCCCAAAAAUGGCCUGCUGUCAGCACCUUCUAAUCUAGGUGGCCCCAAACUUGGCAGUGUGGUUGGGAAAGGUUCAUCUCCCUUAACUCUGGAAGACAGAGGUGAAGUUCUCAAUUCAAUCUUGGCAGUUCACAAGGGGAUAUCCACAGCUUCUUCUGCAGAUGGAGUGCCACCUUCUCUUUUGGGUACAAAAGGAAGCCCAGCAAAGAUAUCAGAGUUGGCUUCUGGAAAACCAGGACUUCAACUCAUAGCAGAUUAUCCUCUCCUGUCCUUCAACUCUGACAUCCUAGCCAACUCGGGCCACAUCCUUCCUGGGAAGCCGGGUCCCGCAUCUUCAGACAGCUCUUCUGCUUCAGAUGAGAAUGAUGAGGACUCUUCAAGUGGCCCUAACUUGUCAAAAGAGCACCAGACUUUAAUGAAAGGGAAGGUCGCUCUUGACUUAAGCAAAGCCAAAACAGAAGGGAGCGAGCCCGGUGUUCAUCUUGCCUUAUCCGGAGUGGGCCUACUAGCCGCCAAGUCCUCAAAACCCACCGGCAAACCCGCAAAGAAGAAGUCCGAUUCGAAGAAGUCCGAUUCGAAGAAGUCCGAUUCGAAGAAGUCCGAUUCGAAGAAGUCCAAGGACAAGAAAACCAAACCAGUUGAAAACUCCGCCAUCAUGACUGGUGCACCAUCAGGUGCAGCAGUGUCCUUGUACCCCUACGGUGCCGGCGUGAAUGAUAACCAAUAUGUGGAAAGGAAAGUGGAUUUUAACUCACCCCUCUUCAAGCCCGAGACUGGGAUACCACUUGGAAAAUCUCUACGCAACUCUCUUUACUUCACGGAUAAUGGACAGAUUGUCUUCCCCGCCUCUGACCAAGACAUUUCCAGCUAUCCCAACCCACCUUCCGGUGGUUUUAAUGGUCGUGAGAAAGUACCCAUGGUGGCUGUGUUUUGGGACAAUGCGGACUUCUCCAAGGGAGCUGGCACCAUCUUUUACCAGGAAUAUACUUGUGGGAAUUCUGCCAAAGACCCCCUCGUCCAAGACGUGGAAGAAAAGAUUCGCCGGUACGUCAAGUCUUCCUAUCGAGCUCGGUGGUUACUCAAAGUCACCUGGGACAAAGUCCAACCUUACCCGGCGCAGAGGCAGAAGAGCAAGACGAACACCUAUCAAGCCAUUCUCACCACAGACGGUUACCGAACCUACGCGCUGUUCCUUUACCAAGAUGGAGGGAUGCAAUGGGACUACACUGAACUCUCAUCCCCCAAUGUGCUGAUUGGGUACACCAGCGGCGAUGGCUAUUUCAAAAACGAUAAUCUGAUGACUCGAACGCCAGCUGAGAAAUACCGUCCCGAUCGCUUCCAAGGUUACAACACAGAUGUGCGCGGUUUGUGGAUAUACAAACUGGAUAGUUGGAUCCGUGUGAAUUACCGGCAGAGGUGCCUGGAUUGGUUGAGUCACGAGACGCUCCCAUCGGCCUGGAAUAGGAACCUGCCCCCUUGCCCAUGUUUUCUGAAACAGGCGAUGUCGGACAACCGCUACACAACCAGCCAAAAAGACGGAGAACUGAAAUUGCACGACUGGUGUUGCAACAAGGCCGGAAUUCCCCAGACGUGUGAGAAGUACGACCAGAAGCGACCCAAGAUCGGUUGCCAAGGUUACAAACCAUCAAUCUGGGGUUGA